Anolis carolinensis (green anole) is the source of this 3332-nucleotide messenger RNA. RefSeq names its product merlin-like. Gene Ontology annotation, biological process: regulation of gliogenesis; negative regulation of cell population proliferation; regulation of cell shape. Lineage: Eukaryota; Metazoa; Chordata; Lepidosauria; Squamata; Anolidae. The transcript has 2 exons. Gene Ontology annotation, molecular function: integrin binding; actin binding. Gene Ontology annotation, cellular component: cytoskeleton; plasma membrane; adherens junction. Bases 156 to 1931 code for a protein of 591 amino acids. The record is from RefSeq and is a predicted model, not a curated record.
CGUCCGAGGAGGAGGAGGAGGAGGCGGCGGCGCCAAGAUGGCGGAAGCGUUGGCGGUGAACCCCGCCUCCUGAGGGGUGUGUGGCGCCUGCCAAUCAAUCGGGAGCGGGAGAGGAUUCUCAGCGGGCCCAACUAGAUAUCCCAGAGGCCCCGAAGAUGGCCGGCGUCAUCGCCUCCCGGAUGAGCUUCAGCUCCUUGAAGAGGAAGCAGCCCAAGACCUUCACCGUCCGCAUCGUCACCAUGGAGGCCGAGAUGGAGUUCAACUGCGAGACCAAAUGGAAAGGGAAGGACCUCUUUGACCUCGUCUGCCGGACGCUGGGGCUCCGCGAGACCUGGUUCUUUGGGCUGCAGUACAUGAUCAAGGACACCGUGGCCUGGCUCAAGAUGGACAAGAAGGUCUUGGACCACGAUGUCCCGAAGGAGGAGCCAGUCACCUUCCACUUCCUGGCCAAGUUCUACCCGGAGAACGCAGAGGAGGAACUGGUCCAGGAAAUCACACAACACUUAUUCUUUCUUCAGGUCAAGAAGCAGAUUUUGGACGAGAAGAUCUACUGUCCUCCUGAAGCCUCCGUCCUUCUCGCUUCCUACGCAGUCCAAGCCAAGUAUGGAGAUUAUGAUCCCGGUGUUCACAAACGUGGCUUCCUUGCUCAGGAAGAACUGCUUCCGAAACGGGUGGUCAACCUAUACCAGAUGACCCCGGAAAUGUGGGAGGAAAGGAUCACCGCUUGGUACAGCCAACAUCGCGGAAGAGCCAGGGAUGAGGCGGACAUGGAGUACCUCAAGAUCGCCCAGGACCUCGAGAUGUAUGGCGUCAACUAUUUUGCAAUCCGGAAUAAGAAAGGAACCGAGCUGCUUCUGGGAGUGGACGCCUUGGGCCUCCAUAUCUACGACCCCGAAAACAAGCUGACCCCCAAAAUCUCCUUCCAGUGGAAUGAGAUCCGCAACGUCUCCUACAGCGAUAAGGAGUUCACCAUUAAGCCCCUGGAUAAGAAGAUCGACGUCUUCAAGUUCAACUCCUCCAAGCUCCGGGUCAAUAAACUGAUCCUACAGCUCUGCAUCGGAAACCAUGACCUGUUCAUGAGGAGGAGGAAGGCCGACUCCUUGGAGGUCCAGCAGAUGAAGGCCCAGGCCCGGGAGGAGAAGGCCCGCAAGCAGAUAGAACGGCAGUGCUUGGCGCGAGAGAAACAUAUGCGGGAGGAGGCCGAACGAAACCGGGACGAGUUGGAGCGGCGGCUGUUGCAACUGAAAGAAGAGGCGAGCAUGGCCAACGAAGCCUUAAUGCGCUCGGAGGAAACGGCGGACCUGCUGGCCGAAAAGACCCAGAUCACCGAAGAGGAGGCGAAGCUCCUGGCCCAGAAAGCGGCCGAAGCCGAGCAGGAGAUGCAGCGGAUCAAGGCCACCGCCAUCCGGACGGAGGAGGAGAAGCGGCUCAUGGAGCAGAAAGUCCUGGGGGCCGAGAUGCUGGCGCUCAAGAUGGCAGAGGAGUCCGAGCGGAGGGCAAAGGAAGCCGACCAGCUCAAGCAGGACCUGCAAGAGGCGCGGGACUCGGAGCGAAGAGCCAAGCAGAAGCUCCUGGAAAUCACCAACAAGUCCUACACACAGGCCAUGAGUGCGAGUCCCGCCGCCGUGCUGCCCGCCGAUUUGCCCUCCUACGGACACACCAGCGAGAGCCUCUCCUUCGACUUCAAAGAUACGGAUAUGAAGAGACUGUCCAUGGAGAUCGAGAAAGAGAAGGUGGAAUAUAUGGAGAAAAGCAAGCACCUCCAAGAACAGCUGAAUGAGCUGAAGACAGAAAUCGAGGCCUUGAAGCUGAAGGAGCGAGAGACCGCCAUGGGUUUCUUGCACAACGAGAGCAACAGCAAGCACAGCACCAUCGAGAGGCUGACCUUGCAGAGCACAAAAUCCCGAGUGGCUUUCUUUGAGGAACUCUAAAGCAAACGGGUCGGGAGAGCCGUUAACGAACCCGAUGCCGGAAACGAAGCCGCCGCCUGUCCUUUGACCUUGGACCCUUGUUUAAGUUUAUUACAUAAGCCUAAUGCAUUUAUUCCGUUUGCCUCUCCCACCUUUUCUAUUAUCCUGCUAAUUACCAUUUAUAUUGUAUAAAUCUUUCACGCUAUAAUAGCCUUUACUCUCCAUUUCCCUCCACCAAUUGGAGUCAAACUGCUUCUCAUGCAGGCCUUCUAAGGGCACCAGGGUGGGCUUGUGGCUCUCCAUUAUAUCUUCUCAUGAUGUACAUACAGUAGAGUCUCACUUAUCCAGGCCUCGCUUAUCCAAGUUUCUGGAUUAUCCAAGCCAUUUUUGUAGUCAAUGUUUUCAAUAUAUCGUGAUAUUUUGGUGCUAAAUUUGUAAAUACAGUAAUUACAACAUAACAUUACUGCGUAUUGAACUACUUUUUCUGUCAAAUUUGUUGUAUAACAUGAUGUUUUGGUGCUUAAUUUGUAAAAUCAUAACCUAAUUUAAUGUUUAAUAAUGCUUUUCCUUAAUCCCUCCUUAUUAUCCAAGAUAUUCGCUUGUCCAAGCUUCUUCCAGCCCGUUUAACUUGGAUAAUUGAGACUCUACUGUACUUGCAAAUACAGAUAUCCUAAAACACUUGAUCCAAGCAUUUUAGACAAAUAUUUUCAGUCCCCAAUGGAAAAACAGAAUAUUUGUAUUGCAUUUUUGUAUGUACCAGUCGAUUGGGACAUCCAGUGACAAGCAACAGUUAUUUGCAAUGGAGUUGCUCAGUUCCUCAACCCUCAUUAUUGCACAACUCAGAAUUGUGUAACCUCUAUCCAGAUUUUCCAAUUUGUGAUGAUUUUGCAGAUUUGCUCUGACUUCCUUACAUACAGUGUUGCCUAUGUCAUUUGUUUCCUCGGAAAAUGUAGUUGGAGAAUAGGAAGGAGAUAGCAGUUUAUUGUAAGAGGGUCAGCUUUGUUGGUUUCCUUUUCCUCUACGUUUCUGAAAAGCUUGUAGUUAGAUGUUUGGUUUCUGACAGCUGGGUGAGCAGAUGGCAAUAGAUCUGCACAGCAAAAACGUGGGCAGGAAGGUUUGUGAAAAGCAAAUAGAACUUUCCUUGUUGGUAAAACUGCAAGGCACGGUUUUGCAACAGUUACUGCCGACAGCCACUUAAGGAAAUAUGGUAAUUGGCCAAAAUUAACCCUGAAUAAAUUGGGUCGGGUGAAUCCUGUUUACAAUUGUAGAGAAAAAAAGAUGCGUUUUUGGCUUUUUAAAUAAUGUCCAGGCAUGUUUCAGCAGUUGUCUGAGAAGAGACAUCAUAUGUGAGAGAAGGUCUGCUUUGAGUUUUCUUGUGAAAAGAAAAGUGCAGUAUAAAUAAACAUAAUAAUAAAAGAGAAA